GUAAAUGUUUUGAAAGAAGUUAAUAACGAUAAUAUGUCUUGUUCUAAUAUUAUAAAUGGGAAUAUUUAAAGAUUUGGUCUUAUAGACUAUUCCUUCUGAUGUUUCAAUUGCUCGCUGUAGUCUAAUUAUAAUUUAAGAGAUAAAGACUCAAAACCAUAGAUGUUAUGUGUCUGCAUAUUUCUCUACGUUGUUUUAUCCACACGAAACGUGACUUGUACUCAGCAGUUUCAUAGAUGUAAAGUAGACCUUAAACCACUGACACCAGUUCAGAAUCAAUACAUUUGCUCAUCCUUGCUAAUCUAGUAAUACGAAAAUCGAAGGUUCAAAUGGGUUGUCAACGUAUUAGCACCCCGUUUUGAAAUUGCCACAGAGUUCGCUGUCUCAUUCUUAAUGUGAAUGUUAAGGUCUUGGUGUAAAUGGUGGAACUACAGUGAGUUGCCGUCUGUGAAUAUGAGGGACUCGAAAAUUCACUGGCCUCCCAGUUGAGAUUCAGAAAACAAUAGGAUCUGAUGGAUAUAGACCAGGUGACAUGGCUCAUAAUUGAACGCACACAUCACAGAUUCAUUUGGAUUGUAACAUCUCACUUUUUUGCUUUUUUUGCAUUACAACAUUUCACAAUAUUGUGGUUUUGUUUACACGUCAUUUUAUGACAACUGUUGUGUGGAGUAGAAUGUCCUGACCGAUGUCAAUAGGUGGAUAACAAAAUUAUUCGCUCGUAUGGUCUCGUAGACCUCUGUCUUCGUUCUCAUGGUCACCAUGUCCUUGACAUUGGCUUCAAAAUGUAUUUAGUGGUGUCGAAUAUUUGGAUCGUUAGCCGCUGUUUCACUUUACAGUCCUUAUCAAUAGUGUGUAGUUAGACUUUUGAAUGUUAUAUAAAAAUCUACAAUCACACUAGUGUGGAUCGUUGACCCUCCGAGUUUAAAAAGAUAGUCUCCUUUUGACUUGUGGAGACCAGCUGGAAAAUUUUUGAAUCUAAGAAUGUAUAUGUAGUCAUACGGGGUGUUUGGGAGAACCUGAACUGAAGAAAUCGGGAAAGUUUUUGGCUUUGGUGUGGUUGUAGUGAUCGAGUGUUCACGCUUCGACAGUUUUUGAACGACGGUAUAUCUACUGGCUCUCAACACUUAUCUUUCUUACUAACUUGAAGUCGGCAUUGUAUUGUCUCUCGAAGGGUCUGGUUGCAAUGUUUGUUUAUAAAAAGAGUGCCAAUGAAGUAAUUUGUGUAAGUUGAGGCACUUUACACGAACUUAUUCAAUCAUGUUAAAGUUUAUGGAGAGAUGGUGUGUGAUAUGGAGACAUACAAUGAUCUCUACUGUCAUUCCGUUCCUUGUGUGAAGCAGCAUGGUAAUAAUGGGAUUAAGCGUACACCUAAGAAAAGUUGUGAAGCCCGAUCGGUUUAGAUGACUCGUACACUUGUUACUCAUUGCUGUUUUUGUUGAGCAAUGUUAGAUGAAGUUAGAAAAGCGUUUAGCUGUAUUCCUACAAAAACACCAGUCCAUGAAUUGAUUCACCAAUGAUCUAAAUCAUAUUGGUGGGGCCCCUUAGAACGCUAAAUAUUUAUGAUUUGAAACUCUUUAACAUGGCUUAGAAUCAUUUGAUAAAGUACAGUUGCAUUCACUCUUUACCAGGUCUUGAAAAUUGUCUCUGGUUUUUAUUUAAUCUCUUUAUUAGUGCCUACGUCCACUGAAGUAUCGAUACAUUUCUGUUCUCAUUUUUGUGCCGUUUUCACCCUUUUAUACGAAGUUUGGCGUUGGCUUAUUUUGAUGUAUUGUGUAGAAGUUUAAAGUAAGGCUUAAUUUUUCUGUCAUAUUAAGUAUACUGGGGUUGAAUUGCUCAACUCCCAUAUUAGCUAUGCCAUAGGCAGUACACCAUAGCCAAAUGAUUUUUCCGCACUUACAAUGUGUAUCUCUAUCUUUAAAGCCUGUCAUCUAUUAUUAGAUUUUUCAAAGAUAAACUGCUCAGUUCAGUUGUUUUAAGCUACACGGAGAACAUUAAAUUUUUUAGUGGUUGGGUGUGCUACUUUUAAUAACGUAGCAUUCUUAUCAAAAGCGUAUUAUUUUUGCGACUCUUGACAAAGAUGACUUCAUAGUGUCAACUAGGUAGUUGUUUUUUGCACGAUAGUUUCGUUUUUUAAUUGUCUUGUUCACCGAAAUGCCUUAUUUUUACGUAUAUUUAUUAGGAUCCAUGAUUGCAAAUCAACACACUAAUGCAGCUAUUGCGUAUAAUUUCAACGCUGCCAAUCGACAGCAAAUACAAAUUGUAGAUGCAAGCACUCUUCAGCCUUUAACAGAAGCAAUGGUAACUGGAGAAUACAAACGUGAUGAGGCUGUCGCUGACAAUACUCAAAUUAUUUAUGGCACUGCUACUACGGCUGCUGCAAAUUUCGCACCUGUAAUGGGUCAAAAUAUUCAGCUUGUUUCCGCAGUACCAAAUGCAGUCGAACUAGCGAAUAGUACAUUCGACUCUUCAAUGAUCGUUCCCCAGGAGGCUUCACAAGCAGGUAUGGAUAUGGAGCCCAUCGACUUGGAAGAGGUUCAGAAAAUUCAAGCUCGUAUGCCUGCUGCUGAUCCUAAUGCUCCUGUUGGUUCAAACAAGAAUCCCAUUAGGAUUAUACAGCAAGGAAACCAAUACAUAACCACCCAGGAUGUUUCCGACGAGCAUUUACAACAAAUAAUCCAAGUUUUAACGAACCAAGCAUUACUGUCAAGUAGUAGCUCUCGACCGAGUGCUAUUUUUAAUCAUCUUACAAAUCGCCGCAUUAUAUUUCGCGUAACACGUGCCAAACGUCGUCGUGGCAGUAGUAACGCUGAUUCUACAACUCAUAGUGGUGAUCGAAGUAGGUCAAGCCUUACUGUGAAAAGUGAAAAGAAGAACAGAAUAGGUCGGCCAAUCGGACGAAAGCGUAGAAAGCGUGAUUCCGAUGAAGAUCCUGACUUUGAACCUGAGGUUCCAGAAGAAGAAGUGUUACCAUUUCCACUGAUGAGGCGAACAUCUGCUUCUGGUCGAGUUUCUAAGCCACCGAAACACUUGGUUAAAGAUUACAAGCAUUUAAGGCUAGAAGAUUUAACAUCUAAACCAGAGUCAAGUGACGAUGAUGAUCAUUCUGAUGGAGGUUAUUCGGAUUAUAUUAACGAUGGACUAUCUGAUGAAGGCUGGUCCGAGGAUGGCGCUAAUAAAAGUCUACGUUGGCCUUGUCCUCUGUGCACCAAAGUGUUUACUUCUCGCGCUGGAGUCGCUCGACAUCGAAGUAUUGCCCACGGUCCUAAUCGUGGUCGACCCAGAGGUCGUUGGGCUAAUCCGUACAUGGCGAGUGUUCGGCGUAGAGCUAAACUGAAAGAAGCUAUUGCUGAGGCUACAGAUGAAGAUUUGAUUGAAUUUGUUGCACCAAAAUUGUGUAAACUGAUUAGUCCAUGGGAUCAUUUGCUUUUACGUUCUGAACACGGUAAUCCACCUCUGCCUCAAGUUCCUCGUGUUGUUUUGGAUUUUUUGAGUUUAGUGGAGCGUGCUCGAUCAUUUCUUGGUGAUCAGUUAGAGGCACAACCAAAACGUCUUAAAAAUGCGAAAAAGACAUCUGAAGGGAAUUCAGAAAAUCAAAAAGGUGAAACAAAUGAAGCGGGUGAAUCCGAUGCAGAUGGUGGUGAGGAAUCACAAAAUAAGUCAAAAUCUCAAGAAAAUGGUGUUGGUGAGGAAGGAGGACAAGAUGGCGAGGAGGAGGAGGAGGAGGAAGAGGACGAAGACGACGAAAAUGAUGAUGCCAUCAUAGUUAAGGUAGAUACAGAUGAACAGUCAGCAGCUUUAGGUUUACCGCGUGGCAAAUACAUUGUUAAAGAACCUUUAUGUGAAGAAUACCUACCUAGACGUUUUCGAUCAGUGUUGGCGGCACAACGAGCUAAAGCAGCUGCUGGAGAUGCUUCCGACUCUGAUAACGCGAGUGUAGGCCGUGCGAAACGUGCUGUGAUCGCUGUAGAAACAGCUGAAGACGAUGAAGUGGAUGCGACGCUACGCAGUGAAAUUGCUUCAACUGAAGGCUCAGGCCAACAACACUUUAGAGAGACUGGCGGCAAUACAACAAAUCAAGCUACAGAUAAUCAAUCACAAAAUAUUAUUUCAUUGGGUGAAGAAUUGCUUCUUCUUCCUGAAGGAGGUUUAGGCGGUCCUGUUCCAGAUGAAUGGCUUACCAGUGGUGCUUUUCUUACAGUAUUAACUGAAAAUGGUCAAACUAGUGAUUUAGUUAUGGAAGCUGCCACGGGUCGUCUAUUCCACCGUCCAACUGGUCAUCUAGUCAGUCUAGCUGAUUCUCAGCAAACAAAUCAAUCCGGUGAAGUUGGUGAAUUCCAAGAUGAGAGUUAUGCUGCAUAUUCACAAAAUGGUGAUGAACAAACAGUUUCAACAUCGAAACAAUCUAUUCCUGAGAAACGUAAAGGUGCCGGUGGUGGUGGUGGUGCUAGCACAUCGACAAAGUCGAAACCUACAUCCAAGCCAAAAACUAAAGCAGAGCCUGAUGCAGGCAAUAAUAAUGAUGUUUUAUCACAACAAGAACAAAUACUUGCACAACUUGCUGAGAAUGGAGAUGUUGUCGAUUUGAAUACACUUUUCCCUGGAGUAUCUGUUACUGAAGUGUCACCUGGUGUUUGUCUGGUCACUAAACCAAAUGGAGAUCGUUUCAAUGUUGAACAUGGUGGUGAAGGCAUAACGUUGGAAACACUUCAAGCUAUUCUACAGAUGGAUGCCUAG
This is a messenger RNA of Trichobilharzia regenti, 4731 nucleotides long. Lineage: Eukaryota; Metazoa; Platyhelminthes; Trematoda; Strigeidida; Schistosomatidae. The record is from the annotation of a GenBank genome assembly.